AUGGCUAAGCGCCGACAACCAGCAAGCUCACAGAAUGGGACUCUCCCAAAGAAGUCCAAAACCAGCAAUGGGGCUUCUAAUCUCCGUCAUCCUCACCCGUUGGCCGAGGAAGCUGAAACUAAUGGCAUCGUGCUGCGAAAAUACUACCCUCCAGAGAUGAGCACUGACCGUGCCCUCGCCUACAAUGCCAAUGAGAUUACCCGGCCAAUUGAGGAGCUUUACUCAGCCAUGGAGGAAACUGGAAGCUCAAGGAAGAAGAUAGACGUGAAAGACUCUGUCAUUCAUUGGUUCAAGAUGGAUCUGCGUCAAUCCGACAACAGAGCCCUGGCACUUGCCAGCGACAAGGCUCAGGCGGCCGGAGUUCCUCUCAUCUGCCUAUAUCUGGUCAGCCCACAGGACUUCGAGGCGCAUUUGAGAGCACCUGUACGCGUCGACUUCAUGUUACGGACCUUGGAGGUGUUGAAGCAAGAUCUGGCCAAACUGGAUAUUCCCCUCUAUGUCGAGACCGUCGAGAAGCGCAAAAAGAUACCUGACCGUGUACUGGAGCUGAUGGAAGAGUGGGGAGCGAACCACAUUUAUGCAAACAUGGAGUAUGAAGUUGAUGAGCUGCGAAGGGAGGCUCACAUGGUGCGGGAUUUGGCUGAGAAUGGCAAGUCAUUCGAGGUUGUGCAUGACUCCUGUGUUGUACCUCCUGGGAACCUCGCCAGCGGCUCCGGAAACCAAUACGCUGUCUACACUCCCUGGUAUCGUACAUGGGUUGCCCACGUUCAUGAAAAUCUCGACUUACUCGAGCUCUUUGAACCCCCAUCUAAGAAUGCAAGUGCGGCUCGCAGCAAGUACAAGGCUCUGUUCGACUGUCCUAUACCUGAGGCUCCUGAAAAUAAGUCACUGAGCGACAAAGAGAAGAAAAGGUUUCGUUCUAUUUGGCCCUGUGGAGAACAUGAGGCGAUGAAGCGACUUGAUAAGUUCUGCCAGGAGUUGGUUGGCAAUUACCACAAUCAGCGCAACCUUCCAGCCGCCAAUGGCACGUCGAGCUUGUCUGUUCAUCUUGCGAGCGGCACAAUCAGCGCAAGAACGUGCGUGCGAGUGGCUAGAGAUAGGAAUAAGACCAAAAAGCUGAACGGAGGCAACGAGGGAAUCCAGACGUGGAUUGGUGAAGUUGCCUGGCGUGAUUUCUAUAAGCAUGUUCUCGUCCACUGGCCAUACAUUUGUAUGAACAAACCAUUCAAACCCGAGUAUGCCAACAUCUCAUGGUCAUACGACGAAGAUCACUUCAAGGCUUGGUGCGAAGGCAAAACUGGGUUUCCCAUUGUGGAUGCUGCCAUGCGCCAGCUUAAUCACUUGGGUUAUAUGCAUAACCGCUGCCGAAUGAUUGUUGCAUCAUUCUUGGCCAAGGACUUGCUCAUCGACUGGCGCAAAGGCGAGAGAUAUUUCAUGGAACACCUAGUAGAUGGUGAUUUUGCAAGCAACAACGGGGGCUGGGGGUUCAGUGCCAGCGUUGGGGUGGAUCCGCAACCCUAUUUCCGCAUAUUCAACCCUCUCCUGCAAAGUGAGAAGUUCGAUCCGGAUGGAGAGUAUAUUCGGAAAUGGGUGCCAGAACUUGCGUCCGUCCAGGGCAAGGCGAUUCAUGAGCCAUACGGACGUGGGGCAGAGGCUGUAGCGAAGAAUAAUGGGUACCCUCGGCCUAUAGUGGUUCACAAGGAGGUGAGGGAGAAGGCACUGAGUGCAUACAAGGAUGGGCUUAGCAGCGGCAUGUAA
This is a messenger RNA of Clonostachys byssicola, 1758 nucleotides long. The record is from the annotation of a GenBank genome assembly. Lineage: Eukaryota; Fungi; Ascomycota; Sordariomycetes; Hypocreales; Bionectriaceae.